Messenger RNA from Polyodon spathula (Mississippi paddlefish), 2085 nucleotides. It is a transcript of the gene maea, whose product is annotated as macrophage erythroblast attacher, E3 ubiquitin ligase. The record is from RefSeq and is a predicted model, not a curated record. The coding region runs from base 138 to 1340 and encodes 400 amino acids. Lineage: Eukaryota; Metazoa; Chordata; Actinopteri; Acipenseriformes; Polyodontidae. Gene Ontology annotation, cellular component: nucleus; GID complex; cytoplasm. The transcript is spliced from 9 exons. Gene Ontology annotation, molecular function: protein binding; ubiquitin protein ligase activity. Gene Ontology annotation, biological process: proteasome-mediated ubiquitin-dependent protein catabolic process.
UCUUUAAAAAAAUAAAGAAAAAAACAGUUUCAUUGGAACAUUCGUUUAUUUUGUCUUAUCUGUGCUGGUUAUCCCAUGAUGCAGUGCAGUGUUUUGUAAGUCUCCAGUUUAAUGUGGCUUAUUUUCCCCAAUCGAAGAUGGCGGUGCAGGAAUCAGCUGCUCAACUCUCCAUGGCACUGAAGGUCCAGGAAUAUCCAACUUUAAAGGUUCCUUAUGAGACCUUGAACAAGCGCUUCAGGGCUGCUCAGAAGAAUAUAGACCGGGAGACAAGUCACGUGACCAUGGUUGUGGCAGAGCUGGAGAAGACUCUGAGCAGCUGCCCAGCUGUGGAGUCUGUAGUUUCUUUACUAGACGGGGUUGUGGAGAAACUCAGUGCUCUGAAAAGAAAGGCUGCAGAGUCUAUCCAGGCUGAAGACGAGAGUGCGAAAUUGUGCAAGCGGCGCAUCGAGCACCUGAAGGAGCACAGCAGCGACCAGCCGGCUGCAGUGAACGUGUGGAAGAAGCAGCGCAUGGACCGCAUGAUGGUGGAGCACCUGCUGCGCUGCGGCUACUACAGCACUGCUGUGAAGCUCGCCAGGCAGAGCGGCAUAGAGGACCUUGUAAAUAUCGAGAUGUUCCUCACUGCUAAAGAGGUUGAGGAGUCCCUGGAGAGACAGGAAACCGCCACCUGCUUGGCAUGGUGCCACGACAACAAAUCAAGACUUCGAAAGAUGAAGUUUUCCUUCCAGAGCUGUCUGGAGUUCAGCCUUCGAAUUCAAGAGUUCAUUGAGCUUAUCCGACAAAACAAAAGGAUGGAUGCAGUCAGGCAUGCCAGGAAGCACUUCAGCCAGGCUGAGGGAGGUCAGCUGGACGAGGUCAGGCAGGUGAUGGGAAUGCUGGCCUUUCCCUCCGACACUCAUAUUUCUCCUUACAAGGAUCUCUUGGACCCAGCUCGCUGGAAGAUGCUGAUACAACAGUUCAGAUACGACAAUUAUAGAUUACAUCAGCUUGGCAACAAUUCUGUCUUUACCAUAACUCUUCAAGCUGGGCUCUCGGCUAUAAAAACUCCACAAUGUUACAAGGAUGAUGGCACUUCAAAAAAUCCGGAUUGCCCAGUCUGCAGCAAGUCUCUGAACAAGCUAGCACAGCCACUGCCUAUGGCACACUGUGCCAACUCCCGGCUAGUCUGUAAAAUCUCUGGAGAGGUUAUGAAUGAAAAUAACCUUCCCAUGAUGCUUCCCAAUGGAUAUGUAUAUGGAUACAAUUCUCUGCUUUCCAUUCGUCAAGAUGAUAAGGUGAUCUGCCCAAGAACCAAAGAGGUCUUCAACUUUUCGCAGGCUGAGAAAGUCUACAUCAUGUAAAUGUACCGACCUGGGGCGAUGCUCCGGUACAGGAAAUGAUGGCAUGCCUGGUCGGGUAGCCCAAGUCUGCCUGGAGAGUCGGACCUGUCCAAUGUGGGCAUUGUUUCUUUAGACCAAAGAACAAACUGCACAAACAUCUGUGGAGCGUUUCAUAAAUCAGAGAAGAAAGAAAUGAAAAACUAAUUUUAAGAUUGUACUUUGAAAACAACAUUCAUAUUUUGAUUGCGGGGGUUUAUAACAUCAUAGAAUUGAUUUUGGAAAAUUUGAUGUUAAAAAAAAAAAAAAAAAAAAAAAACCCCAACCCCCCCCCCCCCCCCCCCAAAAAACCUACAAAAAAAAUUGCAUUUAGUGUUGUGUGUGUGUGUGUAGUGCUCACUAUCAAUAUCAUUAGUGCUGCUGCCUUUAUUUUUGCUGUUCAGAAUGUAAAUCCAAUAGCACUUUUACCAUGUUGGUGUUGACAGUCGGAGGGGGAAUCAGAAGACCAACAUGGCAAAAAGGUUAAUUACAUUUUGGAUGAUGCAUAAACUGGGACUAAUAAAUCCUGUUUAAACUGUGCAUUCUAUUAUCCAGCGCCCUAUGUGAUUUCAGAAGACUAGCUGCUUCUGGCAAUAUUAACUAUUAAAAAGUAUUGGAAAUGUAGAAGAUUGUUUUAGUACUUGUGUGCAUGUUUACAUUGUUUAGAGUAUAGAACAAGUUGUAAAAUUGCUGAAACAGGUUGUUAAUAAAAACAAGUUGCUGUUUUUUC